UCUUCCAGAUGAGGCACUUGCUGUUCCCCAUCGGUGACACAGACAUGACACUGAAGACAAUUAUUUUGGCUGUUUUUGCAGUCACUUCUGUUUUCGCCGAUUCUCCCCCGUCUUAUCGACCUCCCGUUCCUUCCUAUGGAGCGCCUCCACCGUCUUAUAAUGCUCCAGCUCCUGCCCACAAAGCACCCUCUCCUUCUCAUAAUGCUCCAGCUCCUGCUUAUGGAACUUCAGCUCCAACAGGUCCUGCUAAGUAUAACUUCAACUACGCCGUGAAGGACGACUACUCAGGAAACGACUUCGGACACCAGGAGGCUCGAGAUGGCUACGACACCAAGGGAACUUAUUAUGCCCAGCUUCCCGACGGCCGUCUGCAGGAGGUCACUUACUACGUCAACGGUGACUCUGGGUACGUGGCCGAAGUCUCCUACCAAGGAGAGGCUCAGUACCCUCAGUAUCAGCCCUCCGGAGGAUACAAACCCGCCCCUAAUCCUGGUUACCCCUAAGGAAAAUGAAAGGUUUCGUUCGUCUUCUUAUCAUUAUUGUUAGUGAGAAUUCAUAUAUAUUAAGAGCUUCAUGAUACGUCUGCAAACAAGUAUAUUUUAACUUUAAAUGCCCGUAUUAUUCUUAUUUAUAUAUAGGUGCAUAAAAAUAAAU
Macrobrachium nipponense is the source of this 654-nucleotide messenger RNA. Its product is annotated as pro-resilin-like. The transcript has 3 exons. The record is from RefSeq and is a predicted model, not a curated record. Lineage: Eukaryota; Metazoa; Arthropoda; Malacostraca; Decapoda; Palaemonidae. Gene Ontology annotation, cellular component: extracellular matrix. Bases 9 to 503 code for a protein of 164 amino acids.